GCGAUGAUCUCUAUAAUGUAUUCCAUAAUUAAAUUUACUCAAUAAUGUUAAAAUAAUAAAGAAAAUUAGUGUAAAUUAUUACUUAACUUUAAAAACAUUCUCUGUCACUUAAAAGACUCCCUCGCCGCCGGCAAUCCACCAUGGCCGAGGUUUCUUCCAUCUCCUCCGACAACAGCAACUCCUCCAAAUCUCCCCACCUUGCCUUCACCACAAUCUCCAGCAUCAAGCUUCAUAUCCCUGUCAAACUCAGCAUCUCAGAACCCAACUAUAAGAAGUGGAGUCGUCUCUUCCGUCUCCUCGUCCUCCGCUUCAAUCUCAUGGGUUUUCUUGAAGGCACCACCAAAGCCAAAUCCUCCGACGACACUGAAUGGUUUCAAUUUGAUGCUCUUCUUCAAGGGUGGAUCCUAUCCACGGUCUCUGAUGAAGUUUCGGAUCUCGUCCUCGCCAACAGUCCAUCCGCUCAUGCCCUCUGGACGGCGAUUCACAAACUCUUUCAUGACAACAAACAGGCUCAGGCGAUGCAGUUGGAGCACCGUUUCCGAACAACCGUCAAGGGAAAUCGGUCCAUCAAUGACUAUUGUCAUCUCCUCAAAAAUCUGGCAGACUACCUUGACGAUGUGGAUGCUCCGGUGACCGAACAUGCCCUCGUUCUCCAGGUUCUUCAAGGCUUGCCCCAAGACAUUCGGGGCCAAGUGCACUUCCUGCAGUAUCAAAAUCCUUUCCCGACGUUCCUGGAAGUACGCUCGGCCCUCCUCCUGGUAGAACAGCAGCAAACCGACGCCCUCUCCAACUCCGGGCCGCCGACUGCCCUCCUUAGCACCGGUGGUGGCAGCGGCAACCACACAGCAGGCGAAGGCCAGCCGCGGCAGUCCAGCGGCGGCUCUGGACGGGGCUCCUACGGCAGUCAGAACAGAGGCAGCAACGGGGGACAGCGUGGGCGCGGACGUGGACGCGGACCCAAUAAUGGACCUGAUUAUUAUCCAUACCAUGAGGAAUCACCAUACGAUACCCCGUCUCGGAGCUUUGGAUAUUCUCCAUACCAAGACAAGUGUGGGGAUUAUUAUGAACCUCAUGAUGAUCAAGAUGAUUAUGACGAACAAGGGCCAAUGUACGAUGACCAGCUAGAUCCACUUAUUGAAGAGAUUUUGUGGACUGAGAAAAAAAAACUUUAUCUUGACCUAGCAUUAGUAAUGGAGUGUUCAUUAUUUGAACCACGCUAUUGCCGUGAUUACUCUCUGACUCGUGAAGAGCAAAUCGAAGCAAACAGAGAUGCAAUCAAGGCGAGAGAACGAUUUCUCAAAACAGUCCAAGAAGAACGCCAACUGCUCCAAACCCAGAGAGAUAACGAACAACGCGAAUAUUGGGAGCAUGUGCAAAAGAUGCUGGAGGACUUUAAGAAGGCUAUGGAACAACAAGAAGAGAUGGAGGAAAUUGUUGUUCUAGAAGAGGAUGAAGAAUCUGAGACAGAAUCUGAAAUUGAAUCCAACAAUGUCUCAAUUCUUGAAUACCCACAAACUCCAUCCCCACUGUAUAUCGAGAACAAGAUAACACUUGCAGAAAUGAUUGCACGAGGUACAAUGGUGAUGCUUCCUGAAAGCCCACGAAGUUUAAUCGUACAAGAUGUGAAACCUACCGAGGGUCCUGUCUCGGAACCGCCUUCACCAGCUGCACCAGAAACGUUGGAGGAACCUGUCCUCCUAACAUGUGUUGAAGACACUUCUCCAGAGGAACCUGUUCUGGAGAAAUCUGAGCCCACCACCAACCCCCUUGAUACUGAUGAGUCUGAACAACCUAUAGAUGAGGAACUACCCUGUGAUGCUGAGUCCAUUCCGUCUAUAGGAGUUCUUAAUAUUGAAGUCUCACCGGAGGAUUCAGACGAAGCCUUCUUUGACUCCCUACUUGACGGGUACAACCAUUCUUACCUGAAGGAAAGUUAUAGUCAAAUAAGCUCGGACGAACUUUUGAUGAGCGACACUGAAGACUCAGGGGAAGGCGAUGCCGUAAUCAUCGAACCACAAAUAGAAAGUCAGCCCAUUGAAGACUUGGAAAGUCAGAUCCUGGCACUAAAGGCCAAUGAUGUGGAUACACCGAGGAGACUCCCACCACCACCCAUCCAAGAUGAGUCUCCUCCAUUUUUCCUGUUGCCACCAAGCCGCAAGAAUGAGUCAAAGAUCCUGGACUUUGACUGGAAAAGAACCAAACAAAGGUGGCAUCAGAAGAGAGUCAAAAAGGUGGAGUUUGGAAUUAGGUUUGCUGGUGAACCAUUUUUGACUCAACAAAAAAAAGAGGAAUGACUAACUUUUGUGCACAAUUUUGUAAAAACCUUUUUUUUUAAAAAAAAUUGAGAUUAUCUAUGUCCCAAACUCUUGUUUUAU
Messenger RNA from Cuscuta campestris, 2375 nucleotides. The record is from the annotation of a GenBank genome assembly. NCBI's taxonomy places the organism in Eukaryota, Viridiplantae, Streptophyta, Magnoliopsida, Solanales, Convolvulaceae.